AACUUCCAUUUCGCAAAAUGUCGGUCGAUGUGUCUGGCGUGUCCCCCGGCACCGUCCUGGUGAUUGGCGGCAGCGGAUUCGUCGGCAGGCACUGCAUCCAGCACCUCCUCCGCGAAGGCGUCUCCUCCAUGCACACGCUCAACUCGCGCAUGCCCCCCGAAGAUCGCAGAAUCGCUGGCGUCGAGUAUCAUGCCGUAGAUCUUGGCAACGCUGCGGGUGUCGAAGGUGUUAUGCGGCUCGCCAAACCAAAUGUCGUGAUCCACUUGGCUUCCCCACGCCCUUUCAUCGAGCAAGCACCGGUAUACGAGCGCGUCAACAUUCAGGGCAUUCGAAAUAUACUAGCAGCAUGCGACGCCGUGGCCGUCACCAAGGCCUUCGUCUACUGUUCAAGCGUUCCGGUCAUCUUUCGCAGUUGGACCGAUAUCGUGGGCGGCGACGAGUCAUGGCCGGUGCUUUACGCCCCGGAACAGAAGGAAUUCUACUUCCACAGCAAGGCGAUGGGCGAAAAGCUCGUACUACAGCACAAUCGACAGAAUAAGCAAAACAUGCUAACGACCGCGCUCCGAGUGACGUCCAUUUUCGGAGAGGACGACUGGCAGAUUAUUGGCGGUUUGAUUUCGCGAGCAAAAACGGGGCAACUCAACACGCAGAUCGGCGACGGCAAGAAUCUUAACGACUGGACUUACGUUGGAAACGUCACCGCAGCCCACGUCCUCGCUGCGAAACGACUUCUACGUGCUGGCGCCCACUCCGACCCUCCCGAACAGCGGGUGGAAGGGGAAGCCUUCUUUAUCACGAACGACGACCCACGCCCGUUCUGGGACUUCGGCAGACAGGUGGCCGCCGAGGCAGGAUUUCCAGUCCGUCCCGAGGACAUCAAGAUUCUUCCAGCGAUUAUGGCCUAUCUGAUCGGUGUCGUGGCCGAGUGGUAUGUGUUCCUUACGAGCUUCGGGCGACGGAAAUCGCAGGUGUCCAGAGCGGUGCUGCAAUUUGCCGUCAUCAACCAGGUCUUCUGCAUCGACAAGGCGAAGAGACAGCUUGGCUAUCGGCCGCUGGUUAGUAUUGACGAGGCUAUCAAGCGCUCGGUAGCCUCGUUCCAAGAGCGCGAUGAUGGCGAGUAUCUGGCAAAAACGAAGUAGCAUCGCCGACACCCAAGACUAAGUGGAUCAAGAUUGCAUAAAUAAAUCAAGACUGCUUCUGUAAACAAAUAUAUCCAUAC
This is a messenger RNA of Neohortaea acidophila, 1219 nucleotides long. RefSeq names its product putative 3-beta hydroxysteroid dehydrogenase/isomerase family protein. Gene Ontology annotation, molecular function: 3-beta-hydroxy-Delta5-steroid dehydrogenase (NAD+) activity. The transcript has a single exon. The coding region runs from base 18 to 1139 and encodes 373 amino acids. Gene Ontology annotation, biological process: steroid biosynthetic process. Lineage: Eukaryota; Fungi; Ascomycota; Dothideomycetes; Mycosphaerellales; Teratosphaeriaceae. The record is from RefSeq and is a predicted model, not a curated record.